AUGUCCUCCACAACCGACAACACUCCCAUCUCGCCCACCUUUAACUCCCCAACCAACCAGCAACGUCGCGACUCUCUGGAGAAGCAUCUCCAGACUCGUCCCGAGCUACAGGAUCUGAAAGAUCGGCACAUCUUGUUGAAUACCAGCGUUGCUCCCGGCCUCCAAGCUGCACAGGCAGAGCUCGCCCGCCAACAAGCAACGAAUAGUCUCAGAAAACACCUCGAAAAUCGCCCAGAGCGUGAUGAGCUGGUUGACCGAAACAUCCUCCCCGGCCGCCCCGACGUGGCACCUGCGCUACAGGCCCAUGCAAAGGAACUAGAGAAGCACAUGCUGGCCGAUAACUUGGAACAUAAGAUCAAGGAAAGACCUGAUCCGGAUGAGUUGAUUGAGAAGGGUAUACUUGAUUUGAAUGAGGAUCCUCGGAGUCCAGCUGAGUAA
Messenger RNA from Talaromyces marneffei, 438 nucleotides. RefSeq lists its product as uncharacterized. The record is from RefSeq and is a predicted model, not a curated record. Lineage: Eukaryota; Fungi; Ascomycota; Eurotiomycetes; Eurotiales; Trichocomaceae. The transcript is spliced from 3 exons. Bases 1 to 438 code for a protein of 145 amino acids.